ACAAAAACAAAGUAACCAAAAAGAGACCAACAAAGCACGAAGGAAAAGGAAAGUUUUGUUGAAUGUAAAAAGGAUGGUUACAUUGCCCCGCACAAAGGUUUGUGGCAGAAAAACACUACUAAGUGAAAGAGAUUUGACAUUGAGGCAGAGAGAGACAGAAAUGGAAAUCCAAAGCCUUUGGACUUUUCUUUCACCGCCCACCACCACAAGAGAAAGAAAGAAACAAGGAAAGUAACUGAUUGAUCCCAGCAUGAUAGAAUUACAAACCACAAUUGUAUUGUAUCACACAUCAAAGAGAAUUUAGAGUUAGUUUCAGAUAUAAAAUAGGAAGCAACAACAGCAACAGCAGCAGCUAUAGACCCUAGGGAAAUGAUACAGGAAGAUCAAGGACAGUGUUCUUCUCAAGCGAUCAAUAACUACCACCAAGCCUAUCAAGAGCAGCUUCUCCUUCAGCAACAGAUGCAACAACAACAACAAAACAAUGAUAUCUUUGGUGGAGGAGGAGGAUUGAACAUGUACCCUGGUGCUGAAGUUUCUCCAAUCAUGAAUCAUCAUCAUCAACCAUGGUCUAUGACUAUGCCACAUCAUCAUCACCAUCAUCAGGUUCAUGACCCUUUUCUUGUCCCUCCCCAACCUUCACCCUAUGCAAGCUUGUUCAACAGAAGAGGUCCUUCUCUUCAUCAGUUUGCAUAUGAUCAUCAUGGUUCAUCUUCUGACCAUCUUAGGAUCAUAUCUGAAUCCCUUGUUGGACCGGUGGUUCAACCCGGUUCAGCAGUACCCUUUGGCCUCCAAACCGAGUUGGCUAAGAUGACUGCUCAAGAAAUCAUGGAGGCUAAGGCCCUUGCAGCUUCGAAGAGUCACAGUGAAGCUGAAAGGAGACGCAGGGAGAGAAUCAAUAACCAUCUUGCUAAGCUCCGCAGCUUGUUGCCUAGCACAACCAAAACAGAUAAAGCAUCAUUGCUAGCAGAAGUGAUUCAACAUGUAAAGGAGCUGAAGCGUCAAACCUCGGUGAUAGCAGAAACGAGUCCGGUUCCGACCGAAGCUGAUGAGUUAACAGUGGUAGACGAAGCCGAUGAAGAUGGAAACUCUGUGAUCAAAGCCUCAUUGUGCUGCGAAGAUAGGUCAGAUCUGUUCCCUGAACUAAUCAAGACAUUGAAAGCGUUGAGGCUAAGAACCCUUAAGGCUGAGAUAACAACGCUUGGUGGGCGCGUCAAGAACGUGUUGUUCAUCACUGGAGAAGAAGCAGAUUCAAGCAGUGGCAGCACUGAGGACCAUAGCCACCACCACCACCAACAACAACAACAACAGUACUGCAUUAACUCAAUACAAGAAGCUCUUAAGGCUGUGAUGGAGAAGAGCGUUGGGGAUCAUCAUGAGUCUGCUUCUGCCAAUAUUAAGAGGCAAAGGACCAAUAUAAUAUCAAUGUCCUAGGAGGAACGGAUCGAGGUCUUUAUGAAUUUUAUUUAAUUAAAGGCCUAUAUAUGCAUGAUCAUUAUUAUCUUCUAAUUAUUAGUUGUUAUAGAAGUAUAUCUAUAUAUUUUGAUUUUGAUUUGCAUAUUUUUUGGGGGGUAUGGUUUGUUUUUUACUCUUUUUUUUCGUGUUAAUGGUGUGUGCUGGAAAUUAAAUGUUGUUACUCUAUAUACAUAUGUAUCUUCUCCAUCAACAUCAUCAUCGUUAAGAAAUGAGGAAAUGAUAGUUUGGUGGGUUUUUUGGUAACAUGUGUGCCUUGUUUGUUGCUUGA
Molecule: messenger RNA, 1741 nt
Organism: Glycine soja
Lineage: Eukaryota; Viridiplantae; Streptophyta; Magnoliopsida; Fabales; Fabaceae
Product: transcription factor bHLH30-like
Exons: 3
Coding region: 370-1431 (353 amino acids)
Biological process (GO): regulation of DNA-templated transcription
Molecular function (GO): DNA-binding transcription factor activity; protein dimerization activity
Source: RefSeq, a predicted model, not a curated record